Messenger RNA from Coniophora puteana RWD-64-598 SS2, 2009 nucleotides. RefSeq lists its product as uncharacterized. NCBI's taxonomy places the organism in Eukaryota, Fungi, Basidiomycota, Agaricomycetes, Boletales, Coniophoraceae. The transcript has 4 exons. The record is from RefSeq and is a predicted model, not a curated record. Bases 1 to 1959 code for a protein of 652 amino acids.
AUGCGUCCUCUGGCGCCGUCCUAUUACCCACAUCAUCGUCCUCUUUGCGCUCUGACGUUGGGUCUCUCACUCGUCGCGGUCGUGUCGGCACGAUUGCAGCGGCACCGCGGUGGGCAUUUGGGCUCUCCAAGCCCUCCGCACGGUUCGCAUUUUAGCUCGCGUUCCGCUUCGGGGCCCGAGCCAAUAUGUCUCUUUUGCAACGAGCGGACUCCCAAUGUCGCCAAUGGUCCCGGCGAACUCUUCCCCACCGGUAGCGGCAGUGACGACCUAUCGCGUAUUAUGGGCUCUCUGGAUCUGGUGGAGUUGUGCUCUCAGCAGCAGGAUGGCGGCAGCAGCAACGAUCCUCGAAUCGCCUUGGCGCGCUCAAUCUUUUGCGGUGAUGGUCACGGCGACGCCGCGGAUAAAAAGAGCGCUACCUCGCUCGGCGUGGAUCCCGGCCCGGGAGCUGUCGUUGGUGCUGGCACCAACAGCACGAACGCUAGCGCUGCUGUAGUGGAGCGGAUGGUUCAUGUAGGCGGAAGUGGAGGGUCUAUCAGUCAGCGUUCCUCCUCUGACCUCAAGAUAUCUGGUAUUAACGCAGGGGACGGAGUUGUUGCGGUCCCUGUCCUUGGUGCUCUUGGACUCGAGAAUGCGACGAAUGGACGCGCCAUUUUUGUGCGCGCCAACUCCUCUGCUUCUGCUUCUGUGGUUCUCGAGCUGGCUGGCGUCGACGGAACGCUUGGAAAUGCUACCCGUCUCCUCUCUUCUGAGGUUGCUGCUGCCGAGAACGGGGUGCUGGGACAUGCUGGUUCUGUACCUACCCUCAUCGCUACCUCAGAGGACAAGCUGUCGCACACUGGUAUCAACCUGACUCGUAUCGCUGGCAACGUCAGCUCUCUUAAUGUCACAUCCGUUGCCAAUAUUCUAGGACAUGUCAAAGACGAUCUACCUGGUGCUCCGGUGGCAGGCACUCUGACUGGGGCCAUUGGUAGGGAUGGUUCUCCCUCCUCAUCUCGCGUCGCGUUUACUGUGACUGAAGCUUUGGGAAACGGGGCUCCUCUGCGUGAGCUGAAUGCACUCGGAACCGACGCUACCUCUGAAGCUCAUUCCGCCACCAGACCUCAAAGCACGGGAAAUAUCGGCGCCUCCCAGGCGGACUCUACCUCUCCUGCAUCGAACCCAGGUUCGAGUCCAUAUUCCGGCAAUGUUGGGAAUGCAGCGGCUACCAUCCCCAGUACGUCCGGAAGUACUCCCGACGCAGGUUUCGGGGCAUCACCUCCUCCGGAUCGAGGGCAGGAGCAAGGGCAAGGCAUUCCGGUUCCAGUGACAGAUGAUGACUCUUCGACCGUUGAUCCUGACCUGACCUCCCCGUCUUCAAACGAAUCAUCUCGCGAGCCGACGUCUAAUCUCAGCGACCAUCCCUCCUACCCUCCCAGCGAUCCAUCCUACCCUCAUUCUAGCGGUACUGGUGGCGCAAAGUACAGAACAAAGCAUACACACACUCUCACAGACGACCACUCUCGCAAGCACUCGUACAAGGAGCUGGACGACGACACGGUCGAGCGCACGCACAGGACCGAGAGCGAAUGGGCCCUUGCCGGUGGGCUUGCCAAGGGCAGGCACACGAGCGAGGACGACGUCUCGCGGCACCGGAAACACGCUGCGUUCUUGGGAGAUAUUCUUGAGGACAAAUACUCGGAGAAAGAGGACGAAGAGGGCGAAGGCGAAGGCGAGGACGCGAAGGCGUCUCAGCAACACGGAGAGGGAGGAGACGAAGACGAACACCCUCCUUCCGAAGGGGCAGAUGACUCGCGAUCGGGCUCUGCACGGGCAGGUAGGCGAAAAGGAGAAGAGCACAUCUCGCACAAGCAACUGCACAACACCACUGCGACGGAGGACGAGGAGGACACGAGCAAGGGAAACGACGAGGACGGAGCCUCUGGAAGGCGGGUUCAAAGCGUUUCAGCUAACAGUUCCUAAAUAUUAAACCAUGUACUUUGGUCUCAUGCCCCGUAAUGACCAGGCCUGAC